UUCUUUUACUCUCUGCUGAGACUCGUAAUGUCUCUUCAUAAUUCAUAUCAAUUGCAUAGUUAGAGAGCUUUCCUUCGUUACCUUCCCAUUUCACUAAAUCCUCGUGUUUCUGGGUCAAAUUACAUCUGGGUUUUCUUGAUAUAUACUUCCAUGGAGUCCAGUCCAUUCCCAACUCAUCAUCUUCACCUGUACAAUGAGAAUGGGUCUCAUUUCAGCAUCUGGGUUUCUUAGAUUUCAGCUCUAACCAGGCCCUCCCCAUAAUUUUGCUUCUGGGUUGUUUGAUAUUCCACCAAAAAGUUUAAUCUUCUGAGUUGGUUUAAGCUUCAAGUUGUACCAACAUGAGUAAUCUUCGAUCAACCUGCCAAUUCUUCACUCCAUUUCCGAGAGAUGGUAAAGAAUUCGAAGCAGUAUCGGACAUUCAACACCACCAAGCUUUCAAGAAACCCAGAGUCUCUAAGGUUGGGUCAGACUCGAUGAUUAUUGAGAGAAGAUAUAAGUGGUUGCAUUACAAGACCCGAUUGUGCAACAACUUCAAACGGGGUCUUUGCCCUUAUGGUGAGGCAUGUCUCUAUGCUCACGGCAUAGAAGAAAUCCGCAACACUUUGGGUAGUUCCGAAAAUGAGAAGGGCUUGUUGGGUAGGACUGAGUAUGCUCAUCACAGAACUUGUGAUGAACUUCGACUUUGCAAGUUGUUCUUGAAUGAGGGGAAAUGCACAUAUGGAGAGAAAUGCCGCUUUCGUCAUGUGAUUCCGAAAAGUAUCAGAGAUGAGUCAGUGAUCAUUUUGACUAGUGGGUCUAAAGGGUCUCAAAUUAGUGGCUCUGGGCAAUUUGGGGGCAAGAGGUCUCUGGGUUUGGAUGUUGACACUAAUGGAGUGAGUGGAGGCAGGCAUUUUAGGCAGCAAAGCUCUGUUGCAGCUGGGAGAGGGAUGCUGAGUAAUACCUGCAUGGCUAGUGGAAGCUUUGCUCAUGGACAUGCCGUGCUCAGGAAGCUCUGUGGCUACACUACCAUGGAGACUAAACAUUUAAAGACUUUUACUACUUCUAGGGAAUUGCAAUUUAUGGACGGCAACUUCAACUGGAAUGAACUUGAGAAAAUGAGUCGCAUCUAUGCUGAUUGGAUUGAAGAAAUUCCUCUUGUACAUAGGAAGAUGGAAUUCUGAGUCUGAGUACUUCAUGGAAAAGAUUUAUUGGUUCUGUUUCUCUGUUUGCUUCUAUGGAUAUUAAGUGUGUGGUGUUUUCCUCUAACACCUUAGUUUUGAUGAAUGGAUAAGGGACUGAUUUUGUUCUCAAGGCAUGGCAUGGUAUUCUGGACACGGUUCAUAGGAAGCCAGCUCUGCUGAAUCAGGAAAAUUAUAUUUCACUAGAAUACAUUAAAGUGGAAUAUCUUUUUUCUGAAUUUUGUACAAAAAGGGAUGUGGAAUAUAUUUUUUCUGAAUUUUGUUCAAUUGGCAAAGUGUAUGGUUUCCUUUUA
This is a messenger RNA of Rosa rugosa (rugosa rose), 1471 nucleotides long. RefSeq lists its product as uncharacterized. Bases 339 to 1160 code for a protein of 273 amino acids. Gene Ontology annotation, molecular function: metal ion binding; mRNA binding. The record is from RefSeq and is a predicted model, not a curated record. The transcript has 2 exons. Lineage: Eukaryota; Viridiplantae; Streptophyta; Magnoliopsida; Rosales; Rosaceae.